Messenger RNA from Sorghum bicolor (sorghum), 819 nucleotides. RefSeq lists its product as uncharacterized. The coding region runs from base 1 to 819 and encodes 272 amino acids. The record is from RefSeq and is a predicted model, not a curated record. Lineage: Eukaryota; Viridiplantae; Streptophyta; Magnoliopsida; Poales; Poaceae. The transcript has 4 exons.
AUGGCUCCUGGUAAGAAGCAGAAGAGCCAGAAGCCAACCAGCCCACCAAGAGAGCCUCCACUUACUGACAUUGAGAUAAAGAGGAUGCAAAACAUUAUUGAGAACAAUCGGUUGUUCCAGCGCCUUGGUCUGGUACAAUUACGUCAGAUGGUGAAUGCAAAGCCAAUCGGUGCUGCAAAGCCUAUGCGUGCUGCUAGUGAAUACUCUGGUUCAUUGUAUGAACCUGAAGAUGAGGACAUUGCACAAGAAGCAGUUGAUAAGGAGGCAAUGCUAGAUUUGGAGCCCUUGCAGCAUGAAAUUAGCAGCACUCUGCCAAAGAAUAUCUUUGCAGGAUCAAGAACGUCAAAGAGAGUGACGGCAAGACCGGAGGAGCAAAGCCAACCGGUUAUCACUAGGAAGAGGGCAAGGGAAUUAUUAGAAACUGCAGAAGAUUCCAAUGUUGCAGCUACAGACCUAGAAGAUGGUGCCUCAGAUCAAGAGUUGAUUGUUGCCAAUGCUGAUACCCAAUCUGACAGCCACAACAUGACUCGUCAAGAUCCAUGUAGGGAGAAAAGACGUAUGGGUAGAGGCUUGGAAAGGAUCUCUAGAGGAUUUGACAACAAGAUCAAACUGCACAUUGCUCCAGGCAACAAGCGGCCGGAGGCACCGAUGCAAGCUGCAAAGCUAGCAUCGAAGGCUGGUAUUUUUAUUCGGGGCCGUAUCCCAAUCUUCCCUCAUUGGAAGGAUUAUAAGGACCCUAAUGCUUUGGAGAUUAUGAAUGACUACAUGAAAAACAUUGGUGUAAGUGCACAACUUGUGUUUUCUUUUGCUCUCCAUUAG